CCGACGCUCCGCAGCCCGCUGGCGAUUCUGCGGGGACGCUCCGCCGAGCGAGGAUGGAGAAGCGGGGUCGGAGCUCCUCCAGAGAGGCCCAGGCCCGAGACGGCGGGUCCCCGCCCAAGGAGAGCAAGAAGGCGAAGGCCGAGAGGGGCGGCCGAGGCCGGGGGCGCCGGGAGGCCGGGCGCGAGCGGCCGGGCCUCGGGCGGGGAGGGGCCGCGGGGGAGCCCCGAGCGGCGACAACCACCGUGGUGGACGUGGACGAGGUCCGGGGCUCCGGCGAGGAGGGCACCGAGGUGGUGGCGCUGCUGGAGAGCGAGCGGCCCGAGGAAGGUACCAAGUCUUCCAGUUUAGGGGUCUGUGAGUGGCUUCUUGUCCUCACAUCCCUGCUCUUUGUCAUCGUGACCUUCCCUUUUUCUAUCUGGUUCUGCAUAAAGGUUGUACAGGAGUAUGAGAGAGUAAUUAUAUUCCGACUAGGACAUCUGCUUCCUGGAAGAGCCAAGGGCCCUGGCCUUUUCUUCUUUUUGCCCUGCCUGGAUACCUACCAUAAGGUUGACCUUCGUCUCCAGACCUUGGAGAUACCCUUUCAUGAGAUUGUGACCAAAGACAUGUUUAUAAUGGAGAUAGACGCCAUCUGCUACUACCGAAUGGAAAAUGCUCCUCUUCUCCUAAGCAGUCUUGCUCAUGUGUCCAAAGCUGUCCAGUUCCUUGUGCAAACCACCACGAAGCGUCUCCUAGCACAUCGAUCUCUCACUGAAAUCCUUCUGGAGAGGAAGAGCAUUGCCCAAGAUGUAAAGGUUGCCUUGGAUUCAGUGACCUGUAUAUGGGGAAUUAAAGUGGAGAGAACAGAAAUUAAGGACGUGCGGCUGCCAGCCGGGCUCCAGCACUCGCUGGCUGUGGAAGCCGAAGCUCAGAGGCAGGCCAAAGUGCGGAUGAUCGCUGCAGAAGGGGAGAAGGCUGCCUCGGAGUCCCUCCGGAUGGCAGCUGAGAUUCUGUCAGGCACUCCAGCUGCUGUUCAGCUUCGAUACCUCCACACCCUUCAAUCCUUGUCCACAGAGAAACCUUCCACGGUGGUUUUACCUUUGCCAUUUGACUUGAUAAAUUUCCUGUCUUCUCCUACCAGUAGAACUCAGGGAAGCAUCCCCUUCCCAAAUCCUCCCAAACCUGUGGAGCCACUGAAUCCGAAAAAGAAAGAUUCUCCCAUGUUGUAGGAGGAGCCAAGGAUAACACAACAGAAAGGGGCUGCCACAUGCCCACCAUAUCCCAGAGAGAGGCGCUCUGCCCUUCCUGCCCUUUCUUUGGUUGCCAUAUGGAAUGCCCUUGGAAUGCAUGAUGUCACAAUGCAGCAACCUAAAGGAGUAGGCAGGGAGAUGAUGUAAUACAGAG
Messenger RNA from Manis javanica (Malayan pangolin), 1380 nucleotides. RefSeq names its product NPHS2 stomatin family member, podocin (gene NPHS2). Gene Ontology annotation, cellular component: plasma membrane. The record is from RefSeq and is a predicted model, not a curated record. Lineage: Eukaryota; Metazoa; Chordata; Mammalia; Pholidota; Manidae.